Molecule: messenger RNA, 1113 nt
Organism: Closterium sp. NIES-65
Lineage: Eukaryota; Viridiplantae; Streptophyta; Zygnematophyceae; Desmidiales; Closteriaceae
Source: the annotation of a GenBank genome assembly
AUGGGCGUGGCGGGGCCGCGCCAUCCAGUGGGCAUGGACGUGUCGCUGCCGCGCGCUUCCUCCUCCGCCAACCUUGCCGCGCAUAUGAGCGCUUCUGCUGCGCCUUCCGCUGCAGCACUGCGCGGUGAGGGCGAGGGGCAGCGGGAAGCCGCGGGAGUAACGGUUGCGGGCGGCGAGGGGGCGAGAUUCAGCCGUUUGCGGACGCCCUCCCCCGAUGCGCGCGCGCCUGCAGCAGCGGAGGCAAAAUCUCUCAUGGGAGAGAGCGGGGCAGUGGGGCAAAAGGGGAGGAAGAGGGGAGCGGAGUGGAGGAGGGGGGAGACGUGCCAGGGGGCGCCACAUCGCCGCCUCGCCUACUCAGCAAGUAACCACCGCCCCAUCGCCGCCACAUCGCUGCAUCUCCCCGCUGUCCUUCUCUCUCCCCCCUGUCCUUCUCUCUCCCCCCUGUCCUUCUCUCUCCCCCCUGUCCUUCUCUCUCCCCCCUGUCCUUCUCUCUCCCCCCUGUCCUUCUCUCUCCCCGCUGUCCUUCUCUCUCCCCCCUAUCCUUCUCUCUCCCCGCUGUCCUUCUCUCUCCCCCCUAUCCUUCUCUCUCCCCACUGUCCCCCUCUCUCCCCCCUAUCCUUCUCUCUACCCCCUGUCCUCCUCUCUCCCCACUGUCCUCCUCUCAUUCCGUCUUUCGCUCUCGCUUCCUUCCCCCGUCGCCCAUGUGCAUUCCCCUCCCCUCCCUGCAGUCGUCGCCUUCGUCUCCCGCCUCCCCGCCUUUUCAUUCCCUCACCCUAUGCUUCACCUAUAGGUUCCCUCCCUUUUCAGUCGACUCAAAAGCCUAUAGCGCACGAGACAGAGGUGACGGAGCGGAGCGGGGCGCUGGACGAAUGCGCAGCUGGCGGUGAAAAAGCUGCAUUGCACUUUGAGGCACCUUCUAUCCCCACUUUCUCCGUCCUUCACCUCUCCUCCCCCGUUCCCCUCCUUCCUUGCCCCCACAAUGGACCCAUCGUUCAUCUGUCCAUGGCGCACAUGCUUGCGCUGCUGCAUGUCCCCUUCCCCCCCUCCUCGCCCUCCGCGGCCAAGGGGAACGCGGAGGAGGGGGAGGUGGAGGGGGAAGGCGUAAGGAAGUAA